Messenger RNA from Solanum stenotomum, 782 nucleotides. Its product is annotated as non-specific lipid transfer protein GPI-anchored 7-like. Lineage: Eukaryota; Viridiplantae; Streptophyta; Magnoliopsida; Solanales; Solanaceae. The record is from RefSeq and is a predicted model, not a curated record. Bases 101 to 556 code for a protein of 151 amino acids. The transcript has 3 exons.
GUAAGCAAUUAAUUCCAACAAGAAAUCUCCUCACUCAUCUAAAGGGAAAAAAGUAGUGAACACCUUUUCUGUGCAAAAGUGAAAAAUCAUACAGAGAAAAAUGCUCUCCUCCAAACUCUCCUGGCUGAUCACGGUGGCUAUCAUGGCGGCGCUACUGUCGGCAACCACCACAGAGGCACAAACGCCGUCGUGUGCUUCUAAACUUGUCCCCUGUGCACCUUUCCUCAACUCAACCAAACCACCGGCUUCUUGCUGUGACCCACUAAGAGAAGCCGUGACCAAAGAUCUUCAAUGUCUCUGCAAUCUUUACGAAAAUCCCGCUUUGUUGGUUUCUCUCGGUAUUAACGUUACUCAAGCUAUUGGACUUCCUAAGUACUGUAAUAUCCCUGGCGAUGUUACCGCUUGUAAAGCGGCUGCUCCAAGUUCAAGUUCUCCUUCUGAGAAAACGCCACCAGUCACCACCCCAGCUUCAAAAGAUAAAAACGGAGUGAGCACGGUUGCAUGGACUGGAAUGUCAAGCUUACUCAUGCUCUUUGCUUCUUUCGUGCUUGCUUAGUUCACCGAGUAUGUCCUUCAUGUAUUGAGGAAAUGUUGAUGAAUUUCUUUGUUCCAGUGUUUAUUUAGGGAAUUGACAGAUUGCACUCUAAGACUUGAUCACUUUUAUUCUCUGAAGUUUCCCAUUGUAUUAUCUGUUGAGAUGAACUAAAUUGAUGUAUGAGUUAUAGUGCAUACUUUGUGUUUGCAUGUUCUUGAUGUAUUUAUGGGGUAUUUUUUCCUCCCUA